Messenger RNA from Pseudoliparis swirei, 2034 nucleotides. RefSeq lists its product as uncharacterized. The record is from RefSeq and is a predicted model, not a curated record. The transcript is spliced from 15 exons. Lineage: Eukaryota; Metazoa; Chordata; Actinopteri; Perciformes; Liparidae.
AUGGCUGCAGUAAUCCUCUUGGCUCAAGCAAGGCCAAAUAUGAAGGUCAAUUCACAGUCAAGCAGUGGCUUGCAUUCAGACUGCGUGGGUAAUCUAAUGAGGCUGUCAUUGGACAAGGCCCUAGCAGUGGGGAAUGCGCUUGAGGUGGAGGCCAUCAAUGGCACCCAGCACAUUGUGAUAACACCCAACUUGGCUGCUCAGUGUGGCUACAGCAUGGAGUCCGACCCGUGGGGUAACACCAGAAUCUACUCGUCUCUGCUGGGCUGCUACGUGGACAAUAAGGACGAUCAAACCUUUAAUGUUGGCUUAAGGCUCCGGAUGUACGGCCCCAGUGGAUCAGACGUGGUUACCCAUGAUGUGAGCCAGACUUGCAGCUACACGCGCUGGGCCUCUAGAGAGAUUCUCUGUGACAGGAACUACAUGGAAGUGUCCCACCACAUUGCUACUCCUGAAGCUAAAGGGCAGACUCGAGAUGUUAAAGAGAUCGACGUCAUUCCUGAUGCCUCUGGGGAAUCACAUGGCAUCUGGAAGUUGACAUUUUACACCCCAGAACCAGUAUCAAUGGUGCUGAAGGAGGCUGAACAAGCUGGUUAUGGUGCCAUGGUGACCUCAACCCGUCUGGUUAUGCGAUCCCCCUACAAUACAGCAGAGACCACUUCAGAAGAAGUGGAUGGAGUCUCCAUGGAAGUUUUCAGGGUGAGAGCCUACUACAAGGCACCACAUGGUCUGGGUGUGGUGGACUUGGCAGCUGCUUGUCCCACAGGUGGCGUCCUCUUCACCAACAACGUAGUCUCUUGGCACGUACCUCGCCGUAUGACACCACUGGUAGAUGGCAGCUUUGAAAUCUGAGAAAUGCACAUGGGCAUUAACGGAAGGAGGCUUGAUGGAUCUCAGAUGGCUGCACGAGGGUACACGCUGUCCGCCACAGAUUUCCACAUCAUCAUUGAGAUCCCAGUCGGCUCGCCUGAUGGUCACUACAAGAGCCAUGCCCCAGAUUACCAGUACCACGUCGCCUACAUUGUGGAGCCCAUGCUCGAGGUACUGUGGAGGACCACUGGCACCCGAGAUGAUACCAGAUACAAGGUGUUGUUCCCCAUUACCACCCCUCUUAUUCUUCAAGCUCCCCACGUCCAAGAAAAUACUGUCCCAGAGACUCGCCUUUUCAGCGUUGUCUUGGGGCCCCUUCUUCAUGAUGUGGUGCUGAGGAACAUCACCUUCUUCACCAGCGUGCUCACUGUCGAAGAGAGCGAUGCCAGAGGAUUUACCAUCCAGGAGCAUCGCCACUCCAAUGGAACCAAGAGCAUCUCUGUUUUAGUGCCCUUCGAUGCAGAUAUUGUCCUGAAAGAUAAUCCUGAACCCUUGGUUACAACCUACUUCCUCUCUCUGAUCUUUGGGUUUAUCAUCCUUCCUGAAGAAACUCCAUUUGCCCACCCAGUCGAGUUGCAGGCGUCUCUGCAAGAUGUUGAGCUACCAACCAUCACUGGCACCUGUGACCAGAACCAGUUUUACAUCAGUGUGAAAUAUGGGAGUCAAGGCAACAAUUUCAAGGCAAUGGUUGGACAUCAACAGCUGACACCUGAGAUGGCUCACUACCAGUUCCAAGAAAACGGCACACACUUCAGCGUCAGUCUUCCAUACAAUGCCAAGGAUGCGACCUUCGAGCUGAUAACCUCAGACUCACUAAGAGCCCACGUUGACUUCUUUCUGCUGCAUAGCCGUAACGACUGGGUGCUCGCUGAUCUCUUCUUAUCCUGCAACUUUCCCUUAACAACAACCGAGUGCUACCCCAAUGGAACGAUGACGGCUACGGCAGUGAAGGUGGCUUCUGUGACCAAGAUGAUCCCAAGUAGGCUGACCCUAAAGGACCAGUCUUGCAAACCGGCAUUCAGUGGUGAUCGCUUUGCAUAUUUCUCUUUCAAUGUUGCGUCCUGUGGAACCACAAGAACAUUCUUUGACCACUACAUGCUGUAUGAAAAUGAGAUUGCCUUGCCUUACAACAAAGGAGCAUCACCAGUUGGUCCUCAGUACAGGUAG